AUGGCCCGUUUUCCUCUUCUUGGUCGUUUACGUCUUUCGGAGUAUGGCCAUCUCAUCCUCGGUUCAAUCCUCCUGAUUCUCGAAUCCUUCUUCCGUAUCGCUACCUACCUGCUGCCGGAAUUUAUAGUCGACUGGUUCUAUCAACGCUCGCGUCAACUGUGGCACACUAUAACCGGACAGAGGCAAACCACAGAGUUACCCAAAUCGCAGCAAGAUCACCGGGAACUUGUAGAGAGGGUGAGGGCUGCUGUGGACUUUGAAGAACUGUGCAAUAUUUGGGGCUAUGUUCCGGAGGAACAUGUCGUGCAGACGAAAGAUGGGUAUUUGUUGGCUAUGCAUAGGUUGCCGUGCAAGAAAGGCGAGAAAAAGGCGAGACCGGGAACAACGACAGGCAAACCAGUGGUUUACCUCCAUCACGGUCUAUUGAUGAACAGCGAAGUCUGGGUCUGUGUUACCGCUGAAGAACGUUGCCUUCCUUUCGUGCUCGCCGAAGCAGGGUACGACGUUUGGCUUGGCAAUAACCGCGGGAACAAGUAUUCGCGCAAGACGGCACACAUGGGCAACGUGCAUACAGACGGUUUCUGGGACUACUCGAUCGACGAAUUCUGUCUGUUCGAUAUUCCAGAUUCGAUACACUACAUUCUGAAGGCUGCCAAGGUCGACAAGCUCAGCUAUAUUGGAUUUAGCCAAGGAUCCGCGCAGGCAUUUGCAGCGCUCAGUGUGCACCCGGACCUGAACGAGGUCGUGGAUAUUUUCGUCGCUCUCGCACCUGCUAUGGCACCUCCCGGCCUGUCCUCGCCCAUUGUAGACGCGCUCACAAAAGCAUCGCCGUCGCUUAUGUAUCUCUUCUUCGGCCGGCGCGCUAUCCUUUCCUCCGCUACCUUCUGGCAAUCCGUCUUAUAUCCACCCAUCUUCGUCAAGAUGAUCGAUAUCGGUCUCGUUCAACUAUUCAACUGGCGCUCUCGCAACAUCACCCAGUCCCAGAAGAUCGCUGCCUAUGCCCACUUGUACAGUUUCACAAGCGUCAAGUCCGUCGUACAUUGGUUCCAGAUCAUGCGCAACCAGAAAUUCCAGAUGUAUGAUGAAGAUUUCGAAGGACCGAGCAUGGCACUGUCGAGGAGAAGUUUCUUCCAUCCAGCUCGGUUCCCGACCCGGAAUAUUAUGACUCCUAUCGUGCUUCUGUACGGCGAGAGCGACAGCUUGGUUGACAUUGAUGUCAUGCUGAAAGAACUGCCUGAGCACACGGUGGCUAUCGGGAUACCGGGUCAUGAGCACGUUGAUAUGCUCUGGGGCGAAGAUGUGCACAAGCUCAUUAUUCCUCGCGUUCUUGAUGCCCUUAAGGAGAUACAUGCGCCGCGUGGAGACGUGGACCAGGGAGAGACAGUUCAGGGGCAUGAAGUGAUAAAAGCACACGCAGAUUAG
Messenger RNA from Dacryopinax primogenitus, 1422 nucleotides. RefSeq names its product alpha/beta-hydrolase. The record is from RefSeq and is a predicted model, not a curated record. Bases 1 to 1422 code for a protein of 473 amino acids. The transcript has 5 exons. Lineage: Eukaryota; Fungi; Basidiomycota; Dacrymycetes; Dacrymycetales; Dacrymycetaceae.